CCAAUCAACAAUGACGGUCGUAUUAAUUACGGGUUGCAGCCAAGAUGGGAUUGGAGAGGCACUCGCAUCUAGUUUCCAUAGAGCGGGAUGUCAUGUCAUAGCGACGGCACGAAACGCCGCCAAAAUGGGCCGAUUGACUGACGCAGGGAUUAUGACGAUGGAAUUAGAUGCUACUAGUGACGAGAGUGUCAAUGGCGUUGCAAAGAAACUAAAAGAUGACGGCAUUGUCUUGGAUAUCCUGGUGAACAACGCAGGUAUUAUUAACAACAGUCCACUCGUCGAAACCUCCCUGGAUGUUGCGCAGAAGGUCAUAGACACAAAUACUAUCGGUACUUUUCGAGUGACUAAGGCAUUUACAACUGAUAUGAUACAGGCGAGAAAAGGUCUCAUUUUGAAUGUGAGCUCCGUCGUCGGAAGAAUGCCACUUCCUUUCGGAGGUUUCUACGCUAUCAGCAAAUCAGCUAUCAAUACGAUGUCAAUAGUAUUGCGUUCCGAACUUGAACCAUUCAAUAUCAAAGUUAUGGUGCUUGAACCAGGGGCCGUCAAGUCAAACAUCGUCAACAACCAAGCUGGAGGAUAUGAACCAUCAGACGAUUCGCCCUAUUACCCUAUCAAAGAUCUCAUCAUCAAUAGACUGCAACUUUCUCAAAUCCACUCCACAGCACCAGGUAGGGAUGUAUUUGCAGACGAUGUUGUGAGACAUGCCUUGCAGAAGUCGCCGCCUAUCACUCUCAUCACGGGAGGAAAAGCCUGGUUGUUCAAGGUAUUAACACACCUGCCUAUUUCUUGGGUACAAUGGCUCUUCUCGCACCGAUUUGGUUUGAAAAAGCUGAAAAACAUUGUAUCAAAUGAAAGCAACAAAAAUGAUUAGCGAGUUAAUAUAUAGUAUAGAUCAUUCAAGCAAACAAAAGUAAUUAGCAAGUUGUUGUGAUAUCGUAUAGAUCAUUCAAUAAGUACAUUUAAAAACAUAUAAAAGAAAAUAGUAUAAACGACCAAAAGAAAAUACAAACUAGUAAAACCUUUCCUAAGUUUGACAGCUUGAUAAUUCCUGUUUUCCCCUGUUUCCAUAGAACUGUGAAAUAUAUAUAUUUUUUCGAAUAGAAAUGCAAAGAAGUUUGAUGCGAUUUUUAAUGCUUAGAAUAAAGUGAAGAAACUACCAACCAAUGAUAAUGUCCUUAUAAAACAGUGGAAUGAUAAUAGUUGAAGCUAAACAGCUCAUAAUGAUCAAGUAAAUAAAGCCAUACUUAUAAAAGACUCUCCUACGCUCGAUUUGGAUUUUGCGUGAGUAGAUAGGCGGUCUAAUUUGCUUUGAUGGCUUUAACCAAAACAAUGCGGUUGAAUGUAUUCUAUCAAAUCCUGGUAUUAAAGUUGGAAUUGCGAGUAUAAAGAAUAAAAUAUGACACAGCAAGAAGUCAGCUGUAAAGAGUGAACAUUCUGCUAACUUUGCGAAAAAUUCCCUCAAUGGGUGUGUCAUUAUAUGCUGGCCUAAUCCUGUGUACCACCAUUUUCCGCUCCACCAAGCUCUAUUAGUUUCAUCGUUUUUGAUCUCUCUGCCAAGGAACAUUGCUACUAUGGAUUUGACAACCGCUCUUUGUAUAGCCAUUGAAGCAAUUAUACCGAGAAGUGUGCUUGUACCUCUCCAGUUCUCUAAAUACCAGAGGUAUUCGAAGGUGACAAUUUGUCCAAGAACUGCAACAGCAUGUACGAAAGUUGCCAUAGCUGCGGGAUAUGCCUCCCAUUCUGUCGACAACUUUCUACCGUAGAAGUAUGACAGUAAGAAACCAGACACCAAAACCACAGCGUUUAAUGCGAUCGGUGCAAACGCAAUGUAAAGUAUCCUUAUCAACAUACUUGGCUUCUCAAUAUACUCAUUUUUUAUUGAGUUCAUGAACAUGUAAGCGAGAGUAAAAACGAAUGCCAUGAAAGCUGGCCAGACGAUCUCAGAGAAUAAGACCACCUGCCAUCCUGCUUUAGCGCUAUCAUCGAGGUACUUCUCCGAAGGCAGACCGAGGAUCUUUUUACGGUAACCCGUUACACGCGUACGUGAAAGACGACAGAAACUGAUCCAGGAAUUUGAGUGCGAUUUGGCAUUACCUCUCGACAUCCAAUGGAGGUAUUCACGAUAGUCAAUUAUAAAGUCAUGCAGAGAAAAUUGAUGUGGGUUGAAUGCGAACGGAGC
This is a messenger RNA of Wallemia mellicola CBS 633.66, 2179 nucleotides long. Its product is annotated as oxidoreductase. The record is from RefSeq and is a predicted model, not a curated record. NCBI's taxonomy places the organism in Eukaryota, Fungi, Basidiomycota, Wallemiomycetes, Wallemiales, Wallemiaceae. Gene Ontology annotation, molecular function: triacylglycerol lipase activity; acylglycerone-phosphate reductase (NADP+) activity. The transcript has 3 exons. Gene Ontology annotation, biological process: phosphatidic acid biosynthetic process; triglyceride catabolic process. Gene Ontology annotation, cellular component: lipid droplet; endoplasmic reticulum. The coding region runs from base 11 to 871 and encodes 286 amino acids.